GCUCCAUAGUUGUUAAACAAGCGUAGGGGAGCAUACAGCUACGAGAAUCAGAUCCUUUGAGUUUUUUUAAAUUAAUGAAGAUUUAGCGACGUGUCCUGCAACGCUACAUAGUUACUUCUACCUUCAAAAAGUCACGUUAUUCAAAAAGGCAGCAUGUUAACAGGAAGGGUUGACAAAAUGUGAAAGGAGACUUCUGGCUCUUUUGCAGCUUGUGGCCAACUUUGCGUUUGUUACAUUGACCUUAGUCCCUCUGCCGCGGACAGUCCCCGCUAUGUUUCCUUUAGACUCUCCGUGGAACAUCUCGUUCGCAGGUUGCGGCUUCCUCGGUAUCUACCACGUCGGUGUUGCCAGCUGUCUGGUGGAGCAGGCUCCUUUUCUGGUGCAAAACGCCCGGCACGUUUACGGCGCUUCAGCCGGAGCAAUCACUGCCACUGCCCUGGUGACCGGAGUGUGUCUUGGAGAGGCUGGUGCAAGCAUCAUUGAUGUUGCCAAAGAGGCGAGGAAGCGUUUCCUGGGACCCAUGCAUCCUUCAUUUAACCUGGUGAAGAUCGUGCGUCAUGUGCUACAGCGAACUCUGCCAGCUGAUUGUCACAAUCAGGCAAGCGGGCGGUUAGGAAUCUCUCUGACCCGAGUGGCAGACGGAGAAAAUGUUGUGGUGUCUCACUUCAACAACAAGGAGGAGCUGGUGCAGGCAUGUGUCUGCAGUGCCUUCAUCCCAGUGUACUGUGGCCUCAUCCCGCCCACACUGCAAGGAGUGCGUUAUGUGGACGGAGGGAUCUCAGACAACCUGCCUCAGUACGAGCUGAAAAACACAAUCACUGUGUCGCCGUUCUCUGGAGAGAGCGACAUCUGCCCCCGAGACACCUCGACCAACAUGCACGAGCUGCGAUUCACCAACACGAGCAUCCAGUUCACCCUCACCAACCUCUACAGAGUCUCCAGGGCCCUUUUCCCUCCAGACCCGAUGGUUAUGAAGGCCAUGUGUAAGCAGGGUUACAAAGAUGCUCUGCACUUUUUAAAGAAGAAUGGAUUGCUUCACUUCAAUGAACCACAGAGAGACAAACCCCUGCUGACAAAUGGCAACGAAAAUGAGGAUUAUAAUGAUGAGGAGGAGGAAAAGCUACAUGUGGAAGAGGUAGCAGUGUUGGUCGAUUCCAGUUCCUCAAUAGAGGAGCAUAUCAUAGAGCACCUUCCACCAACCCUGCACAAAGCUCUAGUCGAGGCCUGUAUGGAGAGGAGGAGUCUGGUGCAGUCGCUUAGCAACAUGCUUCCUGUCAGGAUGGCCUCAGUCUUGAUGCUCCCCUACACCCUCCCUCUGGAGUCCGCCAUGUCCUUGACUCUCAGACUCCUGGAGUGGCUGCCAGAUGUGCAAGAAGACAUGGGAUGGAUCAGAGAGCAGAUAUUAAAAGUGCUACAGCAUGUUCUUCGCCAGGCUUCUAAAAGUAUCCAGCAUGUGUCUGCACGUUUAUCCUGGCAGCUGGAACUGCAUCACUACGAGUCCCUCCAGUCCCAGCUCAGCUCCAGCAGCCUGUUUCCUGGUUCUUCAGUACUUGAAGCCUUCAUGCGCCUCGAGCAGUACAAGAGGCAGCUGCUGUCUGGAGUUCUGUGUAUCAACAUGGACCUGCAAGGCUCUUCAGAACUGGACAGACGUCGGCAGAGGAGUCCUCAAUCCAUCCUCUCCCCAGAAGGCCUCACCCUGCACAAAGGUUAUCUAAGCGUUCUACCUGCUGCCGACUCUGGAAAAGUCGUCAGCGGCACCUGAGAGCUUUGACAGAUCUCCUGUUCUACAGUUCAGACAUACUUAUUCUAAAUCGAGGAAUAGUUCAAAAGAAUUAC
Molecule: messenger RNA, 1836 nt
Organism: Labrus bergylta (ballan wrasse)
Lineage: Eukaryota; Metazoa; Chordata; Actinopteri; Labriformes; Labridae
Gene: pnpla2
Product: patatin-like phospholipase domain containing 2
Biological process (GO): positive regulation of triglyceride catabolic process; lipid homeostasis; triglyceride catabolic process
Cellular component (GO): cytoplasm; lipid droplet; membrane
Molecular function (GO): triacylglycerol lipase activity
Source: RefSeq, a predicted model, not a curated record